GUGCCCCACAUGGCAAGACGCGAUAGCAGGAUAACCAUAUGAUGAACGACCACUCUGAUAUUUGGGUAAUUUCGUCUCUGUGUGGACAGGAUCAUUGAGAGCAAGAUGGGAUCGCGCCUGGAAGAGAAUUCUGCACGCGUGCGGAAGCGCAUCGAAAACCAUACAUUUGAUGCUGAAGAUGGGGAUGAGUAUGACGCCGCAGAAUUCGGAGGGUUCGGAGACUAUUUUCGGCGCAAGAAGAUUAAACUGCAAAACCUUGACGCGGAGCUGCGGUCACAAUCCAACGACACGCCGCAAAUCUUCCGCGGGGUUGUGGCCCACGUCAACGGGUACACACAACCGUCUCUAAAUGACCUUCAUAAAUUGAUUGUGGUCCAUGGGGGCGGGUUCCUGCAGUACCUAGAUGGGAAGACUACUGCGACUCAUAUCGUUGCAAGCAAUCUGACCCCCAAAAAAGCGGUUGAGUUCAAGAGGUACAGGAUCGUCAAACCGGCUUGGAUUGUCGAAAGUGUGAAAGCAGGCCGAUUACUGCCAUGGGACUCUUUUCGACUCUUGGAUGAAGGAGCCGGGCAGCGGGUGCUGGGAUUUGACAAUGGCUCCGUUAUCAGUCAGAGCAGUCGAACUCGUCGGAGUUAUAAAGAGGAGUCGGGUACGAGUUGGUACGCCAGCCAGCUUCGGAAAACUACCGAGUCUCCUUUUCAGUUGUCCAAGCAAGACUCCACCUUAGAUGUUGAUGAUCUGGAGGCAGAGGAGCUCGAUCCGAUCGUUGAUUCCAUGAUAGAAGAUAUCAAGCAACCUCCAUCAGGGGAGGACAACCACUUAUCAGAAAUCGAUCAAGCUGACCAAGUGUUUGCGGUUGCUUCAAAAGAGGCGCCUAAACUGCAGGCCAACGACACCAUCCAGGAACAAAUGCGCCCAGUGGCUGGUCCAUCAGGAGACAAGAAAAAAUUGACUGCAGAAGAGCAUAAUGCCAUUUUGCUGGCUGACCCUCGAAUACGAAAAUCCACCGUUGUCAAUCCAGGGUUCUUGGAGCAAUAUUACCGGGAAUCGAGAUUACACCACCUCUCAACGUGGAAGGCAGAAUUGAAGUCCCAGCUACAAGCCGCAGCACAGAAAGCUAGUCAGUCCCCAAAGCGUAAACAGAAGUCAACAGCUGGAUCUCGCCGAUAUAUCCUUCAUGUCGACUUUGACAGCUUCUUUGCCGCCGUCUCCCUGAAGAAGCACCCUCAAUACAAAGAUAAACCGGCAGUUGUCGCUCACGGCCAAGGAUCCAGUUCGGAAAUCGCCAGUUGCAACUAUCCUGCCCGCAAGUUCGGCAUUAAGAAUGGCAUGUGGAUGAAGCGGGCAAUGGAGCUCUGCCCGAACUUACAGAUCCUGCCCUACGACUUUCCUGGCUAUGAAGAAGCGAGCAGGGCAUUCUACGAUGCCAUCAUUGUCACUGGAGGCGUUGUCCAGAGUGUUAGCAUUGAUGAGGCGCUACUUGACGUCACGGCCAUGUGCGUGGAAGAAUCAGGGAGUGACGGAAGGCAUAUGACUGCGGAGAGUAUAUAUCGCGAGCAAGCCAAAGCCGACGAUCUUGCACAGCAAUUGAGGGACACGGUGAAGACGAGCACAGGUUGCGAUGUAUCCGUUGGAAUCGGCGGCAAUAUCCUUCUGGCGAAGGUCGCUUUGCGCAAGGCCAAACCCGCCGGCCAAUGCCAAAUCCGACCGGAAGAAGUGCUGCGCAUUCUUGGCGAGUUGGAAGUCCAAAGUCUCCCAGGGGUUGCUUGGAGCAUCGGUGGGAAACUCGAAGAUUUGGGCGCGAAAUCUGUCAAAGACUUGAGGGAUCUAUCCAAAGAAAAACUGGUUACUGCUCUAGGUCCUAAGACUGGCGAAAAGUUAUACGAGUAUGCCCGUGGAAUUGACCGCUCCGAGGUCGGCGAAGUGGUUGUUCGCAAGUCGGUCUCUGCCGAAGUGAAUUGGGGUGUCCGGUUCGAGAACCAGCAGCAGGUCGAUGAAUUCAUCGAGAACCUGUGCGGUGAAUUGCACAAGCGGCUGCUAAAGGAACAGGUUAAAGGUCGCCAGCUGACUUUGAAAAUCAUGAAACGCUCAGCCAACGCGCCACUCGAUCCUCCGAAACAUCUCGGCCAUGGAAAGUGUGAUACAUCCAACAAGAGCGUGGCCCUAGGGGUCACUACAAAUUCACCUGAUAUCCUGACUGGGGAGGUACUAUCAAUGUUAAAGAGCAUGGGAUUCCCCCCUGGUGAACUACGGGGCAUAGGUGUGCAAAUGACGAAGCUUGAGCCAUUGAAACCCCCGGGACCUUCUGGUCAAGAUGCUAGCAGCCAGAAGCGCCUUCAAUUCAAGCCUCUGACUUCUCAUCCAGCGAAGACUGCGGCGUCCAACGAUCCCAUUCAGGACGAUCCGAUUACCCCCAGAAAGCCGCGAUAUGAGGAGGACUUCGCCACGCCAACGAAACAGAGCGCAGAGGACAAGGAAAUCAAAUCUGCUGCCCGCCUUUUCACAUCCGGCAGUCCAAGCAAGAAGCGUCUCAAUACGGCGGGAACCCAGUUCAUCAUGCCUACCCAAGUGGAUCCUGAAGUAUUGGCUGAAUUGCCGGAGGAUAUUCGGUCAAAGCUCACGAAGACAAAAGAAGCUGACUACGCUCCUGCUGCUCAUCCUGACAGCACCGAUCGCCCAAAACCUGUGACACAGUCAGCUUUAUACGGCCUCCCAAACCAAUCGCAAUUGGAUAUGGACACCGUCAAUGCUCUUCCAGAGGAUCUGAGAGAAGAGAUAUUAAGGCAAUACGAACAACAGCGAGAAAGGACCAAGUCUCCAUUGCAAAUCUCAGCGGCAAAGAAUAUAAAGCAACCGGCUCCAAAGAAGAGGGGCAGGCCGCCGAAAGGAACGACGUCCUCGAAGACCGGGCUCUUGCAAACCAACUUUGUCACUUCCCGUUCGAUUAAAGAUGCGCUGCGUGGAGUCAGCUCCCCUGAACCGGAGACAGCCCGUGAAGUGGCCACGGAAAAUGAUCCCGACAUUCCCGAAAUCUCUCAAGAGUUCCUCGCAGCCUUACCCGAAGAUGUGCGGCGAGAAGUGCUCGAGGAGCACCGACGCCUCCGUCUUCAGAAGCGGUCUUUGAACAUCGGUAAUGGUCGAAGAAACAAACCCAGGCCAGAUCCAGUGCAAACUCCCAGUGCUGCGGGCAGAGACAAUAACCCAUCAAGGACGGUUUUUCUCCCUGCGAAACCAGCAAAGCCCAAAUUCACCGCCCAGAAACUGAGUGCGCUGCCUGAUUUACGAGAUGCAAUGAAAGCAUGGUCGGUGGAAUUCAAAGAGGAAGGCCCGUACUUGGAAGAUGUCGAUGCCCUUGGGGCUUACUUGGUCAAGGUGAUUGAGGAUGAAAGAAACAUGGACAAGGCUGCCAGCGUCGUGAAGUGGUUGGCUUGGGUCCUUGGGGAUAAAGCUAAUGAGGAAUGGGGAAAGGCCCUGGACCGGUUACGAGAAACAGUUCAAGACGCGGUGAAAAGGAGGAGAUUAGGUACUAUUGACUUGGAGUGACGGCCCUUACGCACGGUGUUAGAUGGUUACGAUACCCACAGGAAAUGAGUUU
Messenger RNA from Eremomyces bilateralis CBS 781.70, 3595 nucleotides. RefSeq names its product DNA repair protein. Lineage: Eukaryota; Fungi; Ascomycota; Dothideomycetes; Eremomycetales; Eremomycetaceae. The transcript has 2 exons. Gene Ontology annotation, cellular component: nucleus. Gene Ontology annotation, biological process: error-free translesion synthesis; error-prone translesion synthesis. The record is from RefSeq and is a predicted model, not a curated record. The coding region runs from base 106 to 3543 and encodes 1145 amino acids. Gene Ontology annotation, molecular function: damaged DNA binding; DNA-directed DNA polymerase activity; deoxycytidyl transferase activity.